UUAGCAGCGCAGCUAGCUGCUCCGUGAUGACAGCUACCGGAAGUGGGAGCAGAGGAAGAGGAGGAGGAAGAGGAGGGGGCGGAGUCUGUUUGUUGACAUCGGGACGAAAGCGAAAAUCAGAUGAUUGAGGACUGAAAACAGCUUCACUGAGCCCGUCACCAGGACACGAAGCCCAGGUCCUCUGUUCUGCCCGUCUCCGACCUGAGCCAGCAGCGCGGGGCGAACAUGGCAGCCAAAGCGGGCGACGACCCGGACAGCCUGAUGACGCUGGCCACCGUGUUCUGCCUGAGGAACCUGAGGAAGACCAUGUGCUACCAGGGCUUCAGGAACAAGCUCUGCAUGCGCGCCGACAUCUUCCUGCCCAGCGAAAUCUGCGACAAACUCGUCAACAUGUACAUGGAGCUGGUCCACACCGACAGCAACUUUGAGCCGGAGGAGAGUUUCUUCCAGCUGUUCUCGGACCCGCGCAGCACCAGGCUGACCCGGGUCCAGCUGAGGGAGGACUUCGUCCGGGACCGGGACCUGGAGGCCAUCAGGAAGCAGGACCUGAUCGAACUCCACCUCACCUACUGCAACAGCCUGUCGUCCCGCAGCCUGAAGACUCUGUCCAGCUUCAGAGAGACUCUGGUGUCUCUCUGCCUGUUCGGCUGCAGUAACAUCUUCUACAGGAAGGGCGGCGCCCCGCUGGCCUGCACCGAGGACUCCGAGGACGAGGACGAGGACGUCCCGGCCGCCCGGCAGGCCCCGGAGACGGACUUCAGCUUCCGGGGCUUCGACCGGCUGCGGCUGCUGAACCUGGGCCAGCUGCCCGACGACGUGGAGGCGGAGUCUCUGCUGCGGCCGCUGCGCUCCGUCACCGCGCUGGACCUGUCCAACGUCCGCCUGCAGGGGGCGGCCUUCCUCACGCAGUGGAGGGAGCGGCUGGCCUCGCUCGUCCUCUACAACGUGGAUCUGUCGGAGGAAGUGGUCGGCACCGUGCUGGAGCUGGGCAACCUCAGACAUCUGGACCUGUCCCGGGAGAGCAGGCGGAACGUGAAGUUCAAGAUGACCCGGAAGAUCCUGACGGUUCUGGUGCAGCGGCUGCUCCACCUCGUCUCCCUGGACAUCUCCGGACACAUCAUGCUGGACAACUGCACCGUGCCGCACUUCGAGGAGGCCGUGGGCCGGCCCAGCACCGAGCCGUGUAAGAGCAGCAUCUACCCGCUGCAGGAGCUGAAGAGGCCGCUGCAGUUCCUGGGCCUCUACGACACGACGCUGUGCAACGUCACUCACAUCCCGGCCUACAAGGUGACCGGGUCAAAGAACGAGGAUCAGGUUCUGAACGCCAUCGAAGCCUACACCGAGUUUCGCCCGGAGCUCGCCCACAAAGCCAUCAACCAGCUGUUCGACAUCGCCCGGAUACAGCACUGCAGCCAGCUGCUGCGGGCCCUGCAGCUGGUGAUCGCCGCCCUGAAGUGCCAUAAGUACGAUAAGAGCAUCCAGGUGACGGGCAGCGCGGCGCUCUUCUACCUGACCAACACCGAGUACCGCAGCGACCAGAGCGUCCGCCUGCGCCGCGACGUCAUCCAGGUGGUUCUGAACGGGAUGGAGCAGUACCAGGAGGUCACCGUGCAGAGGAACUGCUGCCUGACGCUCUGUAACUUCAGCAUCCCGGAGGAGCUGGAGUUCCAGUACAGCCGGGUCAACCAGCUGCUGCUGAAGAUCCUGGAACCGGCCCGGCAGGACGAGUCCAUCCAGAGGAUCGCCGUGCAUCUCUGUAACGCGCUGGUCUGCCAGGUGGACAACCACCACAAGGAGGCCGUGGGCAAGAUGGGCUUCGUCAAGACCAUGCUGAACCUGAUCCAGAAGAAGCUGCAGGACCGAACGUGUGACCAGGUGAUGGAGUUCUCCUGGAGCGCGCUCUGGAACAUCACCGAUGAGACGCCUGAUAACUGCCAGAUGUUCCUGAACUGCCGCGGCAUGAGCCUCUUCCUGGAGUGUCUGGAGGAGUUUCCAGACAAGCAGGAGCUCCACCGCAACAUGCUGGGGCUUCUGGGUAACGUGGCGGAGGUGAAGUCUCUGCGGCCGCAGCUGCUCACGCCUCAGUUCAUCACCGUGUUCAGCAACCUGCUGGAGAGCAAGGCGGACGGCAUCGAGGUCUCCUACAACGCCUGCGGCGUUCUGUCCCACAUCAUGUUCGACGGGCCCCAGGUGUGGAGCAUGGAGGAGCCGCGGCGCGACGCCGUCAUGGACAGGAUGUGGGACGCCAUCCAGAGCUGGGACGUCAGCUCCCGCCGCAACAUCAACUACAGGUCGUUCGAACCGAUCCUGCGGCUGCUUCCUCAGAGCAUCGCCCCGGUCAGCCAGCACUGGGCCACCUGGGCGCUCUACAACCUGGUGUCCGUUUACCCCAGUAAAUACUGUCCGCUGCUGAUAAAGGAAGGCGGCGUUAGUCUUUUGGAGAAAGUUCUUGAGCUGGAGAGUUCCCAGCCAGAGACCAAGGAGAUGGCGAGGAAGGUGAUGGAGCAGUGCGAGAACUUCAAGGAGGAUCCGAUGGAGACGAACAACGGCCAGGAGGCCAACUACGGCCAGAGAGGCUGAGCCAGAACCAGAACCAGAACUCCCCGUCUGCAGCGGGUCCAGCUGAGGAGAACCGGCUGGUUUCUGCUUCUUUUCCCGUUUCCUCUUGUUUCGUAGAGCAGAGCGACCUCUGAACCCGGACGCAUCAUAGGAGCCGCCAUGUUGGGUCGGGAGGGCUGCGUGUGUGUGUGUGUGUGUGUGUGUGUGUGUGUGUGUGUGUGUGU
Xiphophorus hellerii (green swordtail) is the source of this 2783-nucleotide messenger RNA. RefSeq names its product zyg-11 related, cell cycle regulator (gene zer1). The record is from RefSeq and is a predicted model, not a curated record. Gene Ontology annotation, molecular function: protein binding. The coding region runs from base 226 to 2580 and encodes 784 amino acids. Gene Ontology annotation, cellular component: Cul2-RING ubiquitin ligase complex. The transcript is spliced from 16 exons. NCBI's taxonomy places the organism in Eukaryota, Metazoa, Chordata, Actinopteri, Cyprinodontiformes, Poeciliidae.